This is a messenger RNA of Syngnathoides biaculeatus (alligator pipefish), 5934 nucleotides long. It is a transcript of the gene pdxkb, whose product is annotated as pyridoxal (pyridoxine, vitamin B6) kinase b. The transcript has 12 exons. Bases 171 to 1286 code for a protein of 371 amino acids. Gene Ontology annotation, molecular function: pyridoxal kinase activity. The record is from RefSeq and is a predicted model, not a curated record. Gene Ontology annotation, biological process: pyridoxal 5'-phosphate salvage. Lineage: Eukaryota; Metazoa; Chordata; Actinopteri; Syngnathiformes; Syngnathidae. Gene Ontology annotation, cellular component: cytosol.
CAUGCCCUUUCUAAUAUGGCCGCAACGUAGGCACGUCUGUUACCUUGUAUGGCGUAGCGCUGUUUUAUCUGGUUGUAUAAUCUAUGAAAAACACGCGACCCCGAUAGUUUACCAGUUUUGUAGCACCAAAAACAAAAAUUGAUGAUAGCUAAUAGUUGCUGUCUUUGAAAAUGUCAUCUAAUAUUUUACCACGCGUACUAAAAACGCUUUUCUGUAACGUUUUUGUUCGGUCAUUAACUUGGCAGUGUUACAGGCUGCGUCCGUCCGUCCGUCCGUCGUCGGCCGAGCAACGGGAGCCGCCAUGGAGUGCCGCGUCCUGUCCAUCCAGAGCCACGUCGUCCGGGGUUACGUGGGCAACAAGAGCGCCUCGUUCCCGUUGCAGGUUUUGGGAUUUGAGGUGGACUCCAUCAACUCGGUGCAGUUUUCCAAUCACACGGGACAGUGUGCGCGUGCGUCCUCCUUCAGGCUAUUCCCACUGGAAGGGCCAAGUUUUGACGGCCGACGAGCUGCACGUUCUCUACGAAGGCAUCAAGCUCAACAACGUGCACCAGUACGAUUACGUCCUCACAGGGUACACCAGGGACACGUCCUUCCUGGAGAUGGUGGUGGACAUCGUUCAGGAGCUAAAGAGAGCCAAUCCGAACUUGGUCUACGUGUGCGACCCGGUGCUCGGUGACCACGGAUCCAUGUACGUCCCUCAGAAUCUGUAUCCGGUGUACAAGAACAAGGUGGUUCCUGUUGCCGACAUCAUCACCCCCAACCAGUUUGAGGCCGAAUUGUUGACAGGCAAGAACAUCAGCACACAGAAAGAUGCCGUAGAGGUCAUGGACCUGCUCCACGCCAUGGGCCCGGACACGGUGGUCAUCACCUCCUCUGAUUUGCCCCCCAGACUGGGCGAUCGCUUCCUGGUGUCGCUGGGAAGCCAGCGUCACGGAAACGACGCUAAAAUCUUCUUCCGCGUUCAAGUUCGUCCCGACGGCAGCAGGACGACGCAGAGGGUCAGAAUAGAAGUUCCCAAAGUGGACGCCGUCUUCGUCGGAACCGGCGACUUGUUUGCCGCUAUGCUUCUGGCGUGGACGCACCACUACCCAAAUGACCUCAAGACGGCUUGUGAGAAAACGUUUUCGGUGAUGCAUCACGUCAUCCAGAGGACCAUAUCGUACGCUCACGAACUAGCAGGUCCCGGUCGGCGGCCCAGCCCGCCCCAGCUUGAACUGCGGAUGGUCCAGAGCAAAGCGGACAUCGAAGACCCCGCCAUCGUGACCGAGGCCACCGUCAUAUCGUAACGACCGCCGGCCUCCCGGCGCCGUCAAAGGUCAUUUUGUAACUCAUCAACCCGUACGGUCCUCUGACCCUUUUUAGCGCUCCCGACGAGCCGUUAGCCGCAAAUGGACAAGAAAUGUAAACAGCUUUAAGGGGGAGGGAAAAAACCCCACCCAAAAAACAGGAUGGUGUGGAAUUGUGCAUCUGUGGCUCCACACGCUUCCACUCGUCUUUUAGCAGUGACGUCAUUGUGACCGACUCCCCCUAGAAAAUACUACAAAGGAAAAAAAAAAAAAAAAACGCACAAUGUAUAGUUGAUGUAUAGAUGUUGUACUAUAACCGCGUAUUGGAGCUUCUGUAUCAUAGCUCAACUGUUCCUUGGCCCAUCGUGUGCUACUCAACGUCACACUCGUGUCUGAUGCAACUUAUCAAAUAUUCCAGUACGGUGUGCCCUUGCCCGUCCGCGGCCCCGCAUAUGCGCAGAUUAUUUUCAAUGUGCCAUAUUUUCACCAUCACAGAGGUGUUAAAUUCUUUUCUAAACAGGUGAGGCACCGCAUUGGACGAUUAGUUGUUGUGUGACUUGUCCGGUAAAGUACAGUCCGACCUCUACUUAUGGGCGUCUCUAAUAACGAAAAAAAAAAAAAAAACGCAAAAAUAUUGUCUCUAGUUACAAAAUAAAAUUCAAGAUACAAAAGGCAAAAAUAGGCGCUGGAUUCGCAGCCCCCCAAAAUUUCACCGAAUGUCAGCAUCCUGUAUCUGGUGAGAGCUACGCCGAGGAGGUCUUUAGUGCCGCAAAGCAUGCUGGGAGGAUAUAAACAGCGGUUAAACUGCAUGUUUUGUGUCAAUUAUUUCCAGAGUCAUUCUUUUCAUUAUUUGCUAGUUUGGUAUGGAAGUAAAUUAGUGCCACCGGGAUUUGAAUUUGAAAUGUAAAGUGACCACAUUUUCAAUAGUUGUAUUUCAGUGUAACUUUUCAACAUUAACAAUUCAAGCGGCUACAAUUCGCUGUCUGAAAUUCACCGUCUGUGCCACCGGGCGGGGUUACUUUAGGUCAGAACCGAACAGCCAGCCAAUCGCAGUUACGCUUUCUUAGUCACAUGACGUCCCAUGCUAAGAAAGCGUAACGAAUUAGCCGCAUCGCCGCAUAAACCGCAGGGCUGAAAGCGUGUGAGAAAAGUCGCGGUUUGUGGGCCAGAAAUGACGGUAUUGUACUCCUCUCUGCCUCGUGAGCGCCAUCAUAUGGCAGCUAACGUAGACACUGAAACGUGCUAGCGUACAUGCUAACAGUGUAACUCUUCAUUGGACAAGUCACACACUAAUUGUGCCCAUAGGGUGGGCUGUCUGUUUUGGAGAAAAUUGGACUUUUAAGUGCAGCUUUUGGUUGCAAAAAUAUGACACAUAUCGUACACGGGCAUAUUAAUACUGCCUCCCUUAAUUAUGUAUUUUCAUUAUUCGCGGGGGUUACGUUCCUUACACUCCCCCAAAUAACGGGGGAACACUGUACUUGUGAACUUGAGGACUUUUGGGGAAACUGCACUUCCCUCCAUGUGAAGCAGGGACGCACAUACCGAUUUUUACAUUUUUAUUCUGGCCCGGCCGAUUCAUCUUUUAAUUGGCCGGCUUUCUUUAGCUUGUCUCAAAUCAGUACAAUUUGACAGAUUUUUUUUUUUUUUUUUUAAUUAUUUUUAAAAUUUUAAAAGAUAAGAAAAUAAAAAAAAAGAUAAUGUAGCAUGGUGGAAUUAGCUGUAAAAGCGUUGGCCUCACAAUUCUGAGUACCCGGGUUCGAUCCCGGACUCUCCUGUGUGGAGUUUGCAUGUUCUCCCCGUGCCUGUGUGGGUUUUCUCCGGGUGGCCCCUCCGGUUUCCUCCCACAUCCCAAAAACAUGCAACAUUAAUUGGACACUCUAAAUUGCCCCUAGGUGUGAUUUGUGAGUGUGAAUGGUCGUUUGACUCGAUGUGCCCCUGCGAUUGGCUGGCGACCCGUUCAGGGUGGACCCCGCCUCCUGCCCGUUGACAGCUAGGAUCGGCACGAGCAGUCCCCACGAAACUGGUGAGGAUAAGCGGCUAAGAAAAUGGACGGAUGGAUGAAACGAGCAAAAAAACAAAAUCUGCAAAAAUGGGUCAGCUAUACAAAUGUUCUGCCUGUAGUCUUUUAUGUGAUUAUAUUUUAUCUUUAUUAUAAAUUAUUACAUUAUUUGUAUAUAUUUUUAAUUUAAUUAAUUGUCUGGUUGAUCAGUUGUUUGAAUUUGAUUCCGUGUAAUCCAAAAUGCAAAUUAUUUGGGCUCUAACUCCAGCGACAAUCGUGAGUCCCGUCACCCAAUCCAGAUGCGAGUCGUAUAUCCAAAACCGAGCCGGAAGAGGCAACAAUCAGGGGUGUUAAAUAUUUACAAUUUUGUUUUGACGUUUGUUGACUCGAUCGGGAAGGGGGGGGGGGUGUCCCUCUUACUGCACGCACCCCACGGGACAAAAUAAUCAUUAAAAUGAUCGGUAUGUGCGUACUCUGCUUAAAACUAAAAUGCAUAUCAGAUGUUUUUACAGUUUCACCAGAUAAAAUCUUUAUUAUUUCUUACUUGCUUGGAAAAACGUGAAAGUCAUGGCUCAAAGUCCAAAACCUGAAGAUCUUACAUAUUUUGUGCAUCAAACAUCCUAAAAAAAAAAAGACGUGACGUGAUCAUUCCAUCUUGCAAUAAUAAUCUUAUAUCUGGAGUUGUACUAGUUAUGUAAAUGUCCUGAUGUCACAAUUUGAAAAACCGACGCCAUCUCGCCAGUUGGCGUGAAACAUUCCAGUUAUGUCUUCCCCCAAAACGGAGGGCGACUUUGUCAUGAAGCAGUUUUCUAUUGUUGUUGUUGUUGUUGUCGUUGUUCUCUGCCGUCUGUCCUGUAAAAACCGUAUUUCCUCAAACCGAGGCCGUGCGCCAUCUUUUCACGCAGACUGGAUGAGACUUAAAACUCUUUUGGCUGAUGUUGGUCACCAAAACAGCAGCACACUCAAACAUUUUUUAAAAAAUUAAUUAGAGCGUGGCAUCUUUGCGCACGUAGAAAACAAAGAUUUGCCUGCAUUUUGACAGACUUCCUUGACACCAAUUCCCAUUUCAGUUGUCCGUUUGCACCGUCUUGUGGCAACUUGUUUUGGGGGGGGGGGGGGGAAUUGUCGUUUCUUAAUUAUUAAUUAAUCAGUUCCAGACAGACACUCAAAUAAAUAUUUCCCAUUGGGAAACGAUAUUAAUCCAAUGAAUCUCAUCCAGAGUCUGGAAUUUCGGCAUGCAAAAACAUUCCCAGAGAAUAACUCCCAUUUCGACACACGGAACACUGAAAUAAAUGUUUUAAUGAAGCGCAUAGAUUAAUUUAUCCAAAAUUCCGAGGAGGAAAAGACAAAAAUCGGUUAUAUGCGGCAGCACACCUGCUGAUUUCAAUCGCUGCUGUAGUACCGUAAUUCCCGGCCUACAGAGCGCACCUGGUUACAAGCCUCACUGAGUACAUUGGUAAAGGAAAUACCAUUUGGUACAUAGACACGCCGCACCUGUGUAAAAUCCGCAAUUGCCCACAUUGAAACACGAGAUAUUUAUACAAAGAAAGACGGUACCAGAAGGAGUUUAACACUACCGCAAGUGCUAACGCGAGAGCCGCGCUAAUGUUAGUGCUAACGUUAGCGCCGCGCUAGACCUAGUGCUAACACUAACAGGGCCGGUUAAAAUAAAACUUUCUGGUAAAUAUUACUGAGACACGCCAGUAACACAGCAGCAACACGCUAGCACAGCGCUAACAGGGCCGGUGAGACGGUCUGAGCGCUCCCGGUGCUGAAAAGUCUCCUUGUGAUGAAUGCGCAGGCGCGUGUAUUAAUACGCAUGCACGUAUGUUUUUGUCUGAAACAUCCCCAUCCAUGCUUCAACAUGUGCAAUUCGGCAACUUGUCGCCGAUUGUUCACGGUCGCUAUGGACGUCUCAGAAAGACGAACACAGCGAAGGUACAUUUACGUGUUUAUCUUUUUAUCAACUUUUGUUUUAAGGUUAGGUUAUAACGUAUGUUAGCUCCCUCUACGUAGAAGAAGGGGAACUAUGAGACCGGGGGGAUUUCGCAGUAAGCGUCUGCUACGUACCCAGAGUUCCCCCUGUUAGUAACGCAGGCGCAUUCAUCACAAGGUGACUUUUCAGCGUGGGGGAGCGCUCAGAAAAAAUGCACAAACGAGCCGCAUCACCGCAUAAACCGCAGGGUUGAAAGCGUGUGAAAAAAGUCGCGGCUUGUAGGCCGGAAAUUACGGGAGGUGCCGCCACCCCUCGGCAGUUGAGUAAAUAUCCGGCAGCCUCUAUCUGAGCAAAUACGGUGUUUGGGGAGGUGCUGACAAUUAUGCGGACCGCACUUAGCAACGGGUCAGUAGACAAGUAAAAUGUAUUUUGGUGUUUUGUUUUUCUAACCGUGUGCUGACUUUGUACUGGUAAUCGUGCGGUGACUCGUCAAGCUGCUUUUAGCUCACUUUCGCGCAUAUUUAUCUCCGCUCGUGCGCUCGUCCGUCUUUUUGACUACAGUGUCUUAGCUUCCUGCUCGCCGAGCAGGCGGCCACGUCGAUCGGUCCAAAUGUCGACCCCCCCCCUCCCCCCGUUUCUUUUUGAGGCUGCGUGUGUUUGUGUGUAUUUCUAUCCACGAAUGGUCACAGGGUUGUUGUGAGCGUGGGUGAUGA